GAGAGGACGCGACUGGACACUCCCUCGGCAACCGGUGUCGUCCUUUCUUCGCGUUGGAUUUAUCGGAAGGAGGAAGAAAAAAUAGGAAAGAAAGACAAUCGGCUUGUGCUAAAGGGCGACAGAGCGACGGAGACUUAAAGGUAAAGACUAUCGAAGUGUAUUGAGGCAGAAUAAACGGCUUAAUACGUCAGUCUGUGUGUUAUGCGUGGCUAUGAUUUUUUCACCAGAUGUAUAUGAUGUAAUCAAAAGCGAAAAAGGGGUAAGUGUGAGAAUUAAGAUAUAGAAAGGGGCAGGAGGAAAACAGAGGGAAGGAAGGGAGGGAGGAGAGGGAGAGGGAUAGACUUAGAUAAAGAGAAGAAGAAAGUGAAAAAAAUAAUUCGAGAGGGGAAAAAACGAAAGGCUAUAGAGGAGACAAGAAAGACUUACAGAAAGAUCAAAUUAAGCAAAGUGAAGGAACGCGACAAAAAGAGAGAGGAAGAGAGAAAAAAAAACAGAAACAGAGAGGGACAGAAACAGGGGGAGAGAAAGAGAGAUAUAAGGACUUUGUUUUAGUGCUUAAGAACUCGGUUUGCGCCAGCCAGCCAGCAGCAGAGAUAGGACACGAAUCACAGAAGGCUCCUACUCCUGUUAUCAAUGUCCGUCCGCAGUCACGUAUUGGGGACAGACCGAGGGACUGCGUGUGUGUUAGUAUCCAUGUGUACGUGCUGGGAGUGUGUUACAGAAGUGUGCUUUCUACGGUAUUUCUAAGUUCAAAAGUUCUAUGGCGAACUAGCAUGGGUUUCGUGGAGUGAUAAUGGAACCCUGAAGUAUGGUUUGGGUCGGUGCAGUUCAAGCAAGGCAGCCCCAGAGAUGUUUGUUACGGCAAGGACAAAGAUGGUGCUGAAACUGCCAGGGUGGUGGUGCUUUCUCGGCCCUCUGCUGUUCUUCGGCCCCGGCGUGAAGGGAUCAUUUACCCCAGCCUGCCCCAACGCCACCGGGCAAGAGGGCACGCUCGCCAUGGGCCACGACGACGCAGCGUUUUUCCGGCCGAAAGCAGGAGCCAGAGGGAGGGAAUUCACUCUGGAGUUCAAGCAAGGCCAAGAAACACUCUACGAACUCCAAUUCAAGAAGAGGUCCGGCUUGUUUAGAGUUUCCCUGACGGAACGGAAGGGCGCUCAGCAAAAUAAUAUUUUUGACAUGGGCAGGAUACCUGAGGAUUAUUUUUCAAAGGAUUCCUGGGCCUCCUUCCGUAUGAGCGAGGAGGAGGUCACACUCGCCCUCAGGAAGAACGACUUGGAGGGCAUGGAGACCAGACUGUGGGGGUUGCAGAUGAAGUUAGUGGAUGAGGUUGCAACAGGCACCGACGUCUUAGCUUUGACCAAAUGCUCUCCCGUUAUAGAUCCCACCACGCCCACCACCGUCGCCACCACGCCCUCAACGACCACCACGCCCUCCACCACACCCACCACCACAACGUCGCCCAUUUCCUCCAGCACCGAGGCUUGGACGGGCACCGCGCCGCCGGAAGACGACACCACGCCCGCCGAAGGAGGCAACGACACCACGUCCGCCGAGGGGGCCGAGGGUGGGAGCUCGGACGACCCAGUUCUGCUCGAAGCGGCUGAGGGCGCCGCGUCGGAGGAGCGCUGCUUCGGAGGAGCGCCUCUGUGGGCGUGGAUAUGCGCCUGUCUGCUGGGGCUCCUUGUGAUCCUGCUGCUGGUCCUGGCCGUGUACGUGGUCGUCCUCAGCGGCCAGAACAAGAGGAUGAAGGCGAGGCUGGCGAAGCAGGGGCCCGCCAGCCGCAGCCGCCUGGCGCCGUCGCCGAGCGCGGGGCUGGGCGUGCAGACGAGCGAGGUGGAGUUCUACCAGGUGCGCAACCCGAGCCUCAUGGUCGCCGAAGGAACCCUGUCCAGCAGCCACACCGCCCCGCGCCUCCCCGGCGGCCACCACGCCGUCUACACGCCCGCCUCGCAGGCCUCCAAGGGUCACGGCUCGUCCUCCACGCCCAGACUCUCGGCCUUCAGGAGAUCCAUGUCCCAGCCGGUGCCCAUCGAGGCUGGCCGCCGCGACCCGCCCUCUUUCGAGUUCCCGGGCCCACCAGCGACGCCCCCGCCCGGCCGCCCCGCCGACGAGGGCGAGGACUACGUGAACGCCGAGACCCUCAUGAUCGACGACUCGCAGCGCCGAGGCCAGGCGAGGGACGCCGAGCCCUUCCCCAGGAGCGUGGACAGCCUCCUCCGGGAACUGCAGUUCGACUGAGAGCCAAGGGUCAGCCUCGUGACGUCACUGCAAUAA
Messenger RNA from Penaeus indicus, 2274 nucleotides. RefSeq lists its product as uncharacterized. The record is from RefSeq and is a predicted model, not a curated record. Bases 850 to 2238 code for a protein of 462 amino acids. NCBI's taxonomy places the organism in Eukaryota, Metazoa, Arthropoda, Malacostraca, Decapoda, Penaeidae. The transcript is spliced from 5 exons.